UGAUUUCGCAAGAAAACCCUACAGAACUUGGUAGUCUAGAACGUAAAAGCUUCUUACAAGUUCACGUCGCUGUGAAAGAGGCUUUGGCACGUCUCCUCAUUGGGCUGUCAGUGUCACCUAGAACAAGUAUAACAUGUGUAAAUGUAUUGUUUAUAAAUAUCAUCAUUACGCAGUUUUUCGGUGGGCUAACGGCUAACGCUGUAAAAGCUUCAUUCCAUGAUGACCCACGAGUUUACAACCAAUUUCUUGAUAUAAUGAAAGAUUUCAAGAGCAGAAAUAUUGAUACCCAAGGUGUUAUUACCAGAGUAACAAUACUAUUUCGAGAUCAUCCGGCAUUGGUUCAAGAUUUCAAUACCUUCUUACCACCUGGCUAUCAAAUUGUAUACCUAAUGGAUAAAGAAGAUGACCCGGAUUCAGUUAAAGUUGUUACACCUUAUGGUGAUAGAUUCGUUUAUGUUGGUGAUAAACGUAGGGAUGAAGAUGGAUGUCACAUGGAUCAUUGGUAA
Molecule: messenger RNA, 506 nt
Organism: Dentiscutata erythropus
Lineage: Eukaryota; Fungi; Glomeromycota; Glomeromycetes; Diversisporales; Gigasporaceae
Source: the annotation of a GenBank genome assembly